CAGCCAUGACUCUUGAGACAUUCAAGUUCUGACUCUAGAGAAUGACUACAUCGCAAGAACAGUCAGUUCGAAGAACUAUACAUUCAAAAAAAUGCUGGGAUCUUCUUUUUCAUCCGCAGAUAAGCUUUACAGAUCUAUUUAUACUUUCUUACAGUGAACCCAAAUUCAAAAACGAAUACCUCAACCCUAAUCGAAAUCAGUUCAUCGAAAUGGCAAACAAAGCAAUCCUAAAGAGUACCAAGCAACGAGAAAAUAUUUGCAGCCGACUACAGAAGUUCUAUGAGGACCUCAAUGACGACCCAGUUUUCACUGCGAAGGUGAUCGAGUACAACGCCAAUCAGUUUGCUAAACUCUCAGCAGAAAACACCGUGAGCUCACUCAUGAAUAUAGAUGGAAAGAUCAUUGAUGAACUCGACUUCAAGGGGUUCUUCAGCACAGAGUGGGUGCAUCGAGCUAGCCGCGAACUGUGACUGACAUA
This is a messenger RNA of Cucurbitaria berberidis CBS 394.84, 478 nucleotides long. RefSeq lists its product as uncharacterized. Bases 42 to 470 code for a protein of 142 amino acids. The transcript has a single exon. NCBI's taxonomy places the organism in Eukaryota, Fungi, Ascomycota, Dothideomycetes, Pleosporales, Cucurbitariaceae. The record is from RefSeq and is a predicted model, not a curated record.